This is a messenger RNA of Cyprinus carpio (common carp), 2708 nucleotides long. RefSeq names its product cyclin and CBS domain divalent metal cation transport mediator 4b. Gene Ontology annotation, cellular component: plasma membrane. Gene Ontology annotation, molecular function: magnesium ion transmembrane transporter activity; sodium ion transmembrane transporter activity. Gene Ontology annotation, biological process: magnesium ion homeostasis; magnesium ion transport. NCBI's taxonomy places the organism in Eukaryota, Metazoa, Chordata, Actinopteri, Cypriniformes, Cyprinidae. The record is from RefSeq and is a predicted model, not a curated record.
CGGGGCCUCGCCGAGGACGUCAGUAGGUGACGUCAGCUCUCAUUCAACAGAAGCGAAAAACAUGGCGCCAGAACGGAGUCGGAAAGGCAGCACGCUCACUUUAUUACUGAUCUUUUGGAGUAGAUUCUCCGCGAGCCGAGCGCAGUCCUCAGGCAGCGACACCCGGAUCCUCGGCAUGCGACUGGAGAGGAGCGACAAGCCCGCCUCGACCUCCCACGACGGGAUCAUCCAGGUAACCGAGGAGAGCGACAUCCAGCUCCGCUUCUACGGACUACAGAUCAGCAUCGACACCUGGGAGCGGAUCAGGUUCGUGGAGCAGAGCGAGGAGAUGAACAGCACUUGUGCUGACUUCACCAAAGACAUCUCCAUCAGGACUAACAUGACCGUCCACGGCCAGGGCACCUCGGGAGUCCUGGGGCUCAGAAUCAAACCGCUUCGCAAGAGCGAGUCGCGCCGGGAUUACGCGCUGUGCGUCAGGAGCAGCCCUGAUGGGAAGUGGUCCCUCCUCGGAGAAAACGACGGAAAGUUGCGUGUGGUGGAGGAGAAGAGGUACCUUCUUCCUGUCUGGCUCCAGCUGAUCAUAAUAUCCUGCCUCCUGGCUCUCUCGGGGAUGUUCAGCGGUUUAAAUCUGGGUCUAAUGGCGCUGGAUCCCAUGGAGCUGAGGAUCGUCCAAAGCUCCGGUACAGAGAAAGAAAAGAAGUACGCGAGCAAAAUCGAACCGAUCCGGCGGAAAGGAAACUACUUAUUGGGAAACUAUCUGUUGUGCUCGCUUCUUCUCGGGAACGUGCUGGUCAACACCACGCUGACCAUCCUGCUCGAUGAUCUUAUUGGCUCUGGUUUGGGCGCUGUGGUGGCGUCAACCAUCGGCAUCGUCAUCUUCGGCCUCUGUUCCCGCCACGGUUUGGCGGUUGGCGCGAACACCAUUCUCCUCACUAAGUUCUUCAUGCUUCUGACUUUCCCGCUCUCUUUCCCCAUCAGCAAGCUUCUGGAUUGCGUUCUUGGUCAGGAGAUCGGCACCGUGUACAACCGGGAGAAGCUGGUGGGGAUGCUUAAGGUGACUGCGCCGUAUAACGACUUGGUGAAGGAGGAGAUGAACAUGAUCCAAGGCGCGCUGGAGCUGAGGACCAAGACGGUGGAGGGCAUCAUGACUCCGCUAAGCGACUGCUUCAUGAUCAACAGCGACACGGUGCUGGACUUCAACACCAUGUCUGAGAUCAUGGAGAAGGGAUACACGAGGAUUCCCGUCUACGAGGGCGAGCAGAGCAACAUCGUGGACAUCCUCCUGGUCAAAGACCUCGCCUUCGUGGAUCCGGAUGAUUGCACGACGCUGAAGACCGUCACCAGGUUCUACAACCAUCCGGUGCACUUCGUGUUUCACGACACCAAGCUGGACUGCAUGCUGGAGGAGUUCAAGAAAGGUAAGUCGCACCUGUCGAUUGUCCAGAAGGUGAAUAGUGACGGGGAGGGAGAUCCGUUCUAUGAGGUGCUGGGACUGGUCACGCUGGAAGACGUCUUCGAGGAGAUCAUCAAAUCAGAAAUCCUGGACGAGUCUGACCUCUACACUGAUAACCGCAGCAGGACGAAAGUGGUGCACGAUAAGAACAAGCGAGACUUCUCUGCCUUCAAACAUGAGAGUGAGUCUAAAGUCAAGAUCUCUCCUCAGCUGAUGCUCGCCGCUCACCGCUUCCUUGCAACAGAGGUGAAUCUGUUCAGUCCCUCUCAGAUCUCAGAGAAAGUGCUUCUGCGUAUUCUCAAACACCCCGACGUGAUCCAGGAGAUCAAAUUCAACGACAACAACAAGAAAUCAGCGCAUCACUACCUGUACCUGCGCGGCAGAGCCGUGGACUUCUUUAUCCUCAUCCUGCAGGGUCGUGUGGAGGUGGAGGCCGGGAGCGAGAACAUGAAGUUUGAGACGGGGCCGUUCUCUUUCUAUGGAGUCAUGGCUCUCAGCGCUCCAACACUAGAGUUGCGCUCUCCGCCUCACAUCGGUGGACUGAACCGCUCGGUGUCUCUGAGCUACACGGAUCACUCGGAGCCUCAGUCCAUCAGCAGCACACAGCCGGCGUACACACCCGACUUCAACGUCCGAGCUCUGGCCGACCUGCAGUUCGUGAAGAUCACACGCUCUCAGUAUCAGCACGGUCUGAUGGUGUCUCGGCUGGACAGCUCCCCACAGUGUCUGGACGGAGCACACGGUCCUGCGGACGACAGCACAACAUCCGCUCUGCAUCCGUCUUCAGAACACACGGAUGAGAUGACCUCACUCCUCAACGAACAGAACAGCCGAACCCAGCACACGUAACGACGUGCCAUCUGACACUCCGAUAACUCAUAAUCCUGCUGCACAUGAAUCACUUUUCCCAGAACUUUUAAUCUGAGCUCUUUUAGUGGCAGCAGUUUAAUAGUGUGGGUGUGUGUACAGCUGAGAGACGCUGUGUCACACAUCAUGUAAGCCACCGAACCGUAGCUGGACUGAGAAAGGCCCCUGUGUCCGGGGUGUUUGAUAGACUGCAAAUAGAGACCAUUCUUGAGAUGAAGAUGUUUAUUUUGUCAUUUUUCUAUUGAGGUUGAUCAGAAGUGUGAACAAGGGGAACUGCAGACGCCUUUUUACUUUAUGUUAGUCUGUAGUUAAUUCAUUAUUGUACCAAAUUCUGUGUGUGUGUGAGUGUGUGUGUGUGUGUGUGUGAGAGAGAGAGAGAGAGAGAGAG